AUGCCUCCGCUGCCAAACCCACCGUUUGUCUUCCCUGCUCGAGACCCGGACGCUGCCGACGAGUCCCAGUCGGAAAUGGAGCGCCAAACACCGCCCGCUCUCCCAUCGUUUUCAUUCAACCCCGGGGCGGGCCAGUCUUUGCAGCCUGCGCCACCACCGAAUCUUCGUGGUGGGGGACAUCGACGACGGCCAAGCGAAUUCGUGGGAGGUGAUCAAUUGGUGACACCACCAGAGACAGGGGUUACUGGGGACAAGCGGGAAGAACCUUCCUCUCCGACACAACCGAGCGCUCCGUCGGGACCUCCACCUGGACGAGGCCCUGGACGACGACAUCACGCGCAUCGUCGCUCGGCCGCGGUGUCCGGUGUCGACCUGAACGCUAUUCAGAAAGCAUUGGGGUCCAACCCAGCUGCGCCAAGCGCUCCUACUACCCCUGGAGAUCGGACUUUUGAUACCGGGCUUGAGGAUAAUAAACGGCCGCUUUCCUAUUCCGCGACCAGCCUUGGCCGUCCGACGCCUCCAGCAUCCCCUCAAUUUUCACCGGUUCCACCAGUUCCUCCCGUUCCACCUGUUCCUCCAGUUCCGAGCGCCAUUCACAUUGAACCUGCCCCAGGCACCGAUAAUGAAGAUAGUGUACGGCCGUCGACUGCAGUAUCGCAGGAGGCCUAUCCGAGCCCUGCAGCUGUCAGAUUCGAGUCUUCUGAUAAUCUUGCGCCCGUCGACUAUGUGCCCGUGCCGAAACGCACGUCCAAGCCGCGGCCGAAAACUGCCGACGCUUCUUUGGCAUUCGAUUUGAUGCAGAGUCAAAACGUCCCCGAAGUUCCAUCAGUUAAGCGUUCGAAGUCUACAGGGCAUUCGCGCUCUCGCAAGAGUGUAUCAGCCGGUCAUCUCGAUGCCCUAGCGCAUGAGGACGCGCACUCCACUGACACGUCUCGCCCUUCAUGCUCAGACGAUGGAUCCGAAUCGUCAAGCGAUACAGAACAUGAAGGGGAUGCCCACCCAACCAAGAAGUCACGGUCAAAGAAGAAACAGAAGCGCGUUCGAUCCUGGGCUGGCUCCCUUUUGACUCGAGGCAAAGGAAAACGCCAUGCUAAGCCAGAAAACGAGAAGUCCGAGAAGGCCGACAAAUCCGAAAAGAAAGAAAAGCCAACUCUCAGCUCUCCACUUAUGCGGACCAACUCGGAUAUUGGGUCGGUUAUGGAAGUUGAUUUUGAUAAUGACGAUGUGGUUGUUAUUCGAACCCCAACCACCGCUGAUGCCCCAGUUUCAGCCGCGGAACGUGAUGAAGACAUUCCUCCUGUGCCUGCCGUUUCUCUCGAAUCCUCAUGGAAACCCCGAAGCUUCUAUGAACAGACUGCGCAAGACGAAGUGCUGAGUAGCCCAAUCAUCGACCUUGAUGCCGCCCUUGGCCCCUUCAACACCCCUGACAUGCGCCCCGCCAAAGGGGGUCCCAGCAAGUUUUCCGUGGCAACUCAACGCAUGUACAGUGGUGGACGCCGUGGUGAAUUUGUCGGCCCGGAAAUGCGGUAUCAUCGCCGUGCAGAGAGUGCCCCGAUUAUGGCACCGUUUGACCGCAGCGCUUUGAGUAAUCCUCGUUUAGGAGGCGCAACAGGAGUGGAAACUCCCGACGUUUUCUACGAGGAGGAAGAGGAUGCGUUCUUAGCAGCCAAUCAAUCACCCAGGAACGAACCUGUUACUCGCGAGAGCGCCCCUGCAUUCUCGUCUUCAGAGGACGACAAGGAAUCCUUGAAGAGUGAUGACACUGGCGACACUCUAACUCGGGCACCUGAGCCUGCACAUGAAGCUACCCCGGAGCCGAAAUUGGAACCUGUGUCGACAUCUGCACCUGUAUUUGCACCCGAGCCCCUUUCCGCACCUGGCUCUCCCCGACACAAGGGUCUUGGAAUUCAGUCCUCUGAGGAGGUCGCGAACCCUAAGAAUGCACCUGCUCCUAUUGCCCGAACCGGAAGACAACCUCUGCACAGCGCCAACCCCUUUGGGCCACCUCGCAGUCCGGUAGAGAUCUUGAGAUCGGAAGAAUCUGUGACUCGAGCGCCGUGUCCUCCCAGUCCCGAUGUCUCGCCUGGCUUUCUGGCUGUUGACAAACGACCGGCCACAUCUCCUCACGAACUUCCUCCUAGCAUUCCUCCAUUCUCUCUGUCAGCUGGUGUUUCGCCCUCGGAUUCAUCUUUCCCAUCGCCCGAUGCUCCCCGAUCUUUUAAUGAUCGUAAUUUCUCGAGUCACUCCUACCACAAUCUCCCUACGUCAGAUUACUACAAUUAUGCUUCCGUUGAAGAUGUUCCAUCUCUCACCAGCAGUGCUUCGACAAUGACCAACACCAUGAACCGCUUCUCUGCUUCAUUUUUCCCUCGAGCUCGCUUGUCGACUGACCGAGCCGCGUCCUUCUCCGCUACUGUUCACCGACGUAGCAGUCAGGCCAACGCAUCCAAGAGAUCUAGCUUGGCUAGCCUUUCCAAGCUAGUUGGUGGACCGCACUCCGAGCGAAGCAAACUUUACCAAGAAGAGAAGCCGCCGGGCGAUUCUUCCGAAAAGUCCAAAAAGAAGGGCCGCCGCCUCAGCAGACUGAUGCAUUUCUGGAAAUUGAAGGACAAGGAGAAGACAAGUACCGAAGCGGCCGCACCCCUUGAACGCCCGCGCUGA
This is a messenger RNA of Penicillium argentinense, 2661 nucleotides long. Its product is annotated as putative cell wall proline rich protein. The transcript has a single exon. Bases 1 to 2661 code for a protein of 886 amino acids. NCBI's taxonomy places the organism in Eukaryota, Fungi, Ascomycota, Eurotiomycetes, Eurotiales, Aspergillaceae. The record is from RefSeq and is a predicted model, not a curated record.